Centrocercus urophasianus (Greater sage-grouse) is the source of this 1626-nucleotide messenger RNA. RefSeq names its product ISL LIM homeobox 1 (gene ISL1). The transcript is spliced from 4 exons. Gene Ontology annotation, cellular component: nucleus. The record is from RefSeq and is a predicted model, not a curated record. Lineage: Eukaryota; Metazoa; Chordata; Aves; Galliformes; Phasianidae. The annotation marks the transcript as partial. Gene Ontology annotation, molecular function: cis-regulatory region sequence-specific DNA binding; DNA-binding transcription factor activity, RNA polymerase II-specific. Gene Ontology annotation, biological process: neuron fate specification; positive regulation of transcription by RNA polymerase II; axonogenesis.
GUUAUACGGCAUCAAGUGCGCCAAGUGCAGCAUCGGCUUCAGCAAGAAUGACUUCGUGAUGCGCGCCCGCGCCAAGGUGUACCACAUCGAGUGUUUCCGCUGCGUGGCCUGCAGCCGCCAGCUCAUCCCCGGCGAUGAAUUCGCGCUGCGGGAGGACGGCCUCUUCUGCCGGGCGGACCACGACGUGGUGGAGCGGGCCAGCCUGGGCGCCGGGGACCCCCUCAGCCCCCUGCACCCGGCCCGGCCGCUGCAGAUGGCAGCAGAACCUAUCUCUGCCAGACAGCCAGCUCUGCGGCCCCACGUCCACAAGCAGCCUGAGAAGACCACCCGAGUCCGAACUGUCCUUAAUGAAAAGCAGCUUCACACCUUGAGGACCUGCUAUGCUGCCAACCCCAGACCUGACGCCCUCAUGAAAGAGCAACUGGUAGAAAUGACUGGCCUCAGCCCGAGGGUCAUCAGGGUUUGGUUUCAAAACAAGCGAUGCAAGGACAAAAAAAGGAGCAUUAUGAUGAAACAACUUCAGCAGCAGCAACCCAAUGACAAAACUAAUAUCCAAGGGAUGACAGGAACUCCUAUGGUGGCUGCUAGUCCAGAGAGACAUGAUGGUGGUUUACAGGCAAACCCGGUGGAAGUGCAGAGUUACCAACCACCCUGGAAAGUACUGAGUGACUUCGCAUUGCAGAGUGACAUAGAUCAACCUGCUUUUCAGCAACUAGUUAAUUUUUCAGAAGGAGGACCUGGUUCCAAUUCUACUGGAAGUGAAGUGGCAUCAAUGUCCUCUCAGCUCCCAGAUACGCCCAACAGCAUGGUAGCCAGUCCUAUUGAGGCAUGAGGAAAAUUCAUCCAGAGUUCUGAUGUUGUUGUUUCUUCCCUUACCCUCAGCCCUGUUGGAGAGAGUGGGAAAGUGAUCAUGUUUGGACUCCGAAAUUUAGGUGGGAAAAGUAUUUAAUGGCCCUUUAAUGAACCUGGCAAGGAACCGCUCCAUGAAACAAACGGAGUCAUGUUUGAAAAGAGAAGGUAAUAUGGUAGCAACACUGUGAAGACAAUCAUGGGAUCUUACUAGAAUAAUGCUAAAACAAACAAAAAACCACCAUGCUUCUCAAUGAUCUUGACGAGGAUCGAAAAGACAUUUUCAAAAUAUAGGGGAUAUGUACUCAUGAAUCUUUAAAAAAAAAAUUACAUUUGACUGCACAUCUUAGAGAGAAACCAAGAUAGAGGGACUUUCUCCUAACCCGAAUGGUGCUGUUUCUAUAUUGGUCAUUGCCUUGCCAAAAGGAGCUCCGGUAGGUUUUCCAACAUCAAGAAAGAGACGAUUUAGCCCCGCGUUGUUGAAAGAUUCAUUGCAGGAAGGUGGAGCUGCAUUGGUUUGCAAUGUUGUUUUUAGUUGACUCUUAACAAGGGGUUGUUUCCUGGGUCUCUUAUAGCAUGUACUGUAGCGGGGUUUUGGUUUGUGUUUGGUUGAGAUCCACCCUCUAUCAAGUCUGAAGUAAUUAAUAAAUAGGUUUUUGAAUUACUCUUUAAAAACCAUUUAUAAAAGCAUUGCAACAAGGUAUACCUCUAUUUUGCCACAAAGCGUCUCGGGAUUGUGUUUGAAAUGUGUCUGUCCAAGAACCUUCCCCUCCCCCA